Messenger RNA from Parus major (Great Tit), 2637 nucleotides. RefSeq names its product methylcytosine dioxygenase TET3-like. NCBI's taxonomy places the organism in Eukaryota, Metazoa, Chordata, Aves, Passeriformes, Paridae. Gene Ontology annotation, biological process: oxidative demethylation; positive regulation of transcription by RNA polymerase II. Gene Ontology annotation, cellular component: nucleus. The transcript has 4 exons. The record is from RefSeq and is a predicted model, not a curated record. Bases 46 to 2622 code for a protein of 858 amino acids. Gene Ontology annotation, molecular function: DNA 5-methylcytosine dioxygenase activity.
ACAGGUUCGGCGGGCGACGCGUUUGAUGGACCCAGCAGAAGCCAAAUGGAAGAAGGGCCAAUUAAUUAUGUGGAAGAAAGGCGGCUGAAGGAGGGCAGCGGGCUCAGCCUGGCGAAUGGGGGCCGGCCGGAGGUGGGGGGUACGGUGCUGAUGGAGCCCAGCGGCUGGUCGCCGGGCCAGCCGCCCGCCACUGGCAAAGCCCACUUGGAAGACGUCCGGAACCUGGUGGCCUUUUCAGCGGUGGCCGAAGCCGUUUCCUCCUACCGGCUGCCGCUGCCGGGCUCGCCGUCGCUGCUGUACGAGAAGUUCGACUCGGAGAUGAGCCGGGGCGGGCUGGGCACGGCGGACGGGGUGCCGCGGGGAGAGGACCUGCACGCCCUCAAGGCCGCCCUGGCUUUGGCCAAGCACGGUGUGAAGCCCCCCAACUGCAACUGCGACGGCCCCGAGUGCCCCGACUACCUGGAAUGGCUGGAGCAGAAAAUCAAGACGGCUCUGGGAGAAGAGCUGGCAUCACCGCGGCCCCGCUCCGCCGCCGCCGUCCCCCCGCCUCCUCCUCCCCCAGAAGGUGCUAUCGACCCCCAGCCGGUGCCUGAGGCUGCCGAGCCCUGCCCGCCCGACGGCCUCCCCUUUUCCCAGAGCGCGUUGACCAUCGCCAAGGAGAAGAACAUCAGCCUGCAGACCGCCAUCGCCAUCGAAGCCCUCACGCAGCUCUCGGCCGCUCUGCCCCAGCCCGCGGGCGAUGGGCAGCCCCCGCCGCCGCCGCCGCCCGCCGUCCCCUUCGCCCCCGGCCCCCUCGGCCCGCCGGGGGCCGCGUGGCAGCGAGGGGACGAGCCCCGGUACCCGCCAGAACCGGGAGCAGCACCUGAGCCAUUUUUCGGCGCGGCACCUCCGCGGGGGAACUUCGCGGCCUCUUGGGGGCUGGAGGCCGAGGGGGCAGCGGGGGCUGGAGACCCCAUGGCAGAGCUGGAGCAGCUGCUGGGUAACGCCGACAACUACAUCAAGGCGGCUUUCAAGAGACCCGAAGCGACGGCCGGCAAAGCGACAGCCCCCAAAACGGAACCCCCCGAGCGAGCAGCCGGCAAAGAAGCAGCGGGCGGCCCCCAUUUGCCACCGGCACCGCCGGAGCCCGACCUGCACAAGAAGACGCAGCUGGUCCUGCAGCAGCAUCUCCACCACAAGCGCAGCCUCUUCCUCGAGCAAAGCCUGGCCACGGCGGCGGCGGCGGCACCCCCAGACCGGCCCGGCGGCUGGUGGGCUCCCGGCACCCCCGCCGCGCCCCCCAAACCCUUGGAAAAGCAGCCCAAAGAGAAGAAGAAGAAAACGCCGCCCGAAAAGCCCCCGCCGGCCAAACCUCUCCGCAAGCAAGUGCAGAUCAAGAAGGCGAAGCAGAAGGACUCGCAGCCGCUCUUCCCGCCCCUCUGGCAGAUCAGCCUGGAGGGGUUUCGGGCGCCCGCCGAGCCCCCCGCAGAACCCCCCGCCGAAGAGAUGCAAACGGAGCCGCCGCCGCCGCCGGCCUUCCCGCACCAGCCUCUUGCACUACCCCUGCCCUCCGCAUGCCCCCCGCCACCAAACCCCCUGGACGGCGUCCCCCCGGCUUCCGACUCUCAGGAAAGGGGUGCCCCCGGGGGGGGCCCCCAAAUUCACUCGGCGCCGGCGGGCUCGGAGGAAGCGCCGGCUGCGCCCCCGCCGGCCACCUCAGCCCCCAUCAUGGUGGAUGACAAGUUGGAAGAGCUGAUCCGACAAUUUGAAGCUGAGUUUGGGGAGAAUUUCAACCUGCCGCCCCCCGAAACGCCUGCGCUGCUCGCUGCUGGGGCUGCUGAGCUGCCGGGGGAGCCAGCAGCAGCCCCUCAAGGGUCCCCCACCGCCGCCGCCGCCGCCGCCCCGGCCCCGAGCAGCGCUCCCCAAGCCGGACCCAAAAGCAUCUCUCCAGGGAAGGGGCUGCUGUCAGAGCCAGCCUUCACCGCCCGCUCCCCCAAACAGAUCAAAAUCGAGUCUUCUGGUGCUAUCACCGUGGUGUCCACCACGUGUUUUUACUCUGAGGAAAGCCAAAACCCGGACGUGGACGACGUGGACAGAACACCCACCAAGGACGAGGUGCCGCUGACGCCCACCCUGAGCGGCUUCUUGGAGUCUCCGCUGAAAUACCUGGACACGCCGACCAAAAGCCUCCUGGACACCCCGGCCAAGAGGGCACAGGCUGAGUUCCCCACCUGUGACUGCGUUGAGCAAAUCGUGGAGAAGGACGAGGGGCCGUAUUACACCCACCUGGGCUCGGGGCCCACCGUGGCCUCCAUCCGGGAGCUGAUGGAGGAGCGGUACGGCGAGAAGGGCAAGGCCAUCCGCAUCGAGAAGGUCAUCUACACGGGCAAGGAGGGCAAGAGCUCCCGGGGCUGCCCCAUCGCCAAGUGGGUGAUCCGCAGACACAACCAAGAGGAGAAACUGCUGUGCCUGGUGCGGCACCGGGCCGGCCACCACUGCCAGAACGCCGUCAUCAUCAUCCUCAUCCUGGCCUGGGAGGGCAUCCCCCGCACGCUGGGGGACACGCUGUACCAGGAGCUCACCGACACCCUCACCAAGUACGGCAACCCCACCAGCCGCCGCUGCGGCCUCAACGACGAGUGAGUGACACCAGCCCGG